Molecule: messenger RNA, 2294 nt
Organism: Nematolebias whitei (Rio pearlfish)
Lineage: Eukaryota; Metazoa; Chordata; Actinopteri; Cyprinodontiformes; Rivulidae
Product: eukaryotic translation initiation factor 4B
Exons: 15
Coding region: 39-1934 (631 amino acids)
Molecular function (GO): RNA binding
Source: RefSeq, a predicted model, not a curated record
GCCUUCAUCCGGGAACUUCAACGAAUUCGCUUUCCAACAUGGCGGCGUCAGCUAAGAAGAAGAAUAAGAAGGGAAAGACCCUCACUCUCAAUGACUUUCUGGCUGAAGACGGUGGAGGUAGUAGUAGUAAUGCACCUCCGAGCUACCCGUCCAAGUCCACAAGCUGGGCCGACGAGACCGACGACCUGGACGGAGAUGUUUCGACAUCGUGGCACACCGAGGAGGAUACGUACCGGGCUCCACCCAUCGAUCGCUCAAUCCUGCCCACAGCUCCCCGUGCGGCCCGUGAGCCCAACAUUGACCGGUCCCGACUGCCCCACAGCCCGCCGUACACGGCGUUCCUGGGCAACCUGCCCUAUGACGUCACUGAGGACUCGAUAAAAGACUUCUUCCGUGGCUUGGCAAUCAGUGCAGUGCGUCUCCCUCGUGAACCCAGUAACCCAGAGAGGCUGAAAGGUUUUGGUUAUGCUGAAUUUGAUGAUCUGGAGUCCCUUCUGAGUGCCCUAACCCUAAAUGAAGAGAACCUGGGGAACCGAAGGAUCCGUGUUGAUAUCGCAGACCAGUCCAAUGAUAAAGAACGAGACAGUGGACCCAUGGGAGGCAGGGGUGGACGGAUGGGAGACAUGGGUCCAGACAAGACGGACAGUGACUGGAGAGCUCGGCCAAGCUCGGACCAAGAUGACAAACCUCCAAGGAGGGAUGAUCCUUUUGGAGAAAGGUCACGGGACCGCUACGAGUCCGAUCGUUUUAGAGACGCUCCACGGCGGGAUACUGAUCGCUACGACGGGGGAAGAGACCGCUACCGGGAUCGCUACGAUGACAGGGACCGCAGAGAUCGUUAUGACGACCGGGACCGUCGGGAUCGCUACGACGACAGAGACCGUAGAGACUACAAUAAAGGCUUCGACUCCCAUGGUGGAGGAGGUCGUCGUGCCUUUGGUAGUAGCUUCCGUCGAGACUAUGAUGACAGUCGGAGUAACGAGGACCGGGAGGAUCGAUACGAUCGACGAGAUGAGAGACCUCCUCAGCAAAGACCCAAGUUAAACCUGAAGCCUCGCAGCGUACCAAAGGAGGAGGAAGGUACAGGCAGCAGCGGGGGGACGUCUCCAUCUGUCGCUCCGAGCUCCGGCAGCAGGGCCUCGUCCAUUUUUGGUGGAGCCAAACCAGUUGACACAGCAGCCAAGGAGAGGGAGGUGGAGGAGAGGCUAAAGAAAGAAGAAGAGAGGCUGCAAAGGCAGCUGGAGGAGGACAAAAGCCGAGGACCUGAUAGAAAGAUGAGGGACAGGGACCCUAGCUGGCGCAACGAGGAAACGCCUACUGAACGAUCCCGCACAGGAAGUGAAUCCUCACAAGGAAAAGGAUCAAGAUGUCGAGAUGGGGAGCGCUCUGGAGAGAAUGAGGUUUUCUCUGGGAGAGAAGGGAACUCUUCUCCUGGUUCCUCCCCACUGCCGCCCUCCACCAGCUCUACAAAGGAGCCGCUCAAAGUGAUGCCUGCUCCACCUAAGGAGAACGCAUGGGCCAAACGAAGUGCAGCGAGCACGGGAUCCAGCGAGGGAGAGCCCCGACAGCCGGUCUCUCCGGUGUCACCGAGUGGUUCGACUCCUCCUAAGUUCAGUUCUUCAAAUUCUGCAGAUGAAAGAGGAUCUGGAAAAGACGAGAACAAGGCUGACGGUGCGCGAUGGGACCGUGGGGUCCCACGGACACGAGGUGGACCACCUGCAGGUCUAGGAGCUGGCCGGGGCCGAGGAGAAACGCCCAGCAAAGACCGAAAAAAGGAGGCAGAGAGAAAGGAGAUCAAAAAAGACCGGGAUGCCAGACCACCUCCAGAGCCAAAGAAAUACGAAGAAACCCCAACCCCUAAGUUCAGCUCAGCCAGCAAGUACGCCGCUUUGCUAAUGGACGGCGACCAGGGAGAGGAGGCAGAGGUCGAGUAGACGACAACAAAACGAGGCCUGAGAAGACGAGAGGAGGAGAAAACAACAAACUCCAGGAAAAAGAAGAAAAAAAAUUCUCACAGUUUAUCGAAGAAGAAGAAAUAAAGAAAAACAUCUUUUCACACAAAGUGGCUCUGAGGGGUGGCGCCACUCCCUCUCUCCCAUUUUCCUCCCACAAACCUGUCCUUGAACCUCCCACCCAUCCCCCCCUCCCCCGCCCCGCCUUCAGGACUUUUCAGGUUCUAAAGAUUAGUCUCCUACUGGACUUGUUUUAAAUGGAAAAGAGGAAUAGAUGACACCGUGAGAAGUGAUGGUAAACUUUGACUUAAUUGUAACAAAUAAAUGGAAAAAGUGAGGAAA